AUGAAACAGAUUGUUCUUAUUGAGCUUAAGGAGAUAGUAUCAAUCUACUCUGUUUUUGUACCUCCAAAUCUGACUCCUGCUCAGUCGAACCGUGUAGAUCUUCCACCAGCGCUUCUUUCAAGAUUUAAUCUUUUGUGGUUGAUCUUAGAUCGAGCUGAUAUGUACAGCGACCUGGAGUUGUCUAAGCAUGUUUUUAACAUGGACAUCUCUGGUUUCUCUAGUGCAUACAUUUCAGCUGCUAGGAGAUUAUGCCUAUACGUUCCAUCAGAGUUAGGGGAAUACAUAGCAACGGCUUAUUCCUGCAUCAAGCAAGAAGAAGCAAGAUCGAAUACUCCUCGUUCUUACACAACAGUGAGAACGCUGCUCAGCAUUCUGUGCAUAUCCGCUAUAAGCACUAGCAAGGUUGAGAUAUCAUUGUAUGUCGAUGACAUGCAAACAGCAGGACUAGAUGCAAUAUCAGACACAUACUCAAUCAUAAGAGAUGAAGCUUCAAGAUCGAAGAAGACCCAUGUGAGCUAUGCAAAUGCUCUUAACUGGAUCUCCAGGAAGGGAUAUAGUGAGGCUCAGCUUAAGGAGUGUUUGGAGGGAUUCAUGACUCGUCAGAUCUACCAA
Molecule: messenger RNA, 612 nt
Organism: Thlaspi arvense
Lineage: Eukaryota; Viridiplantae; Streptophyta; Magnoliopsida; Brassicales; Brassicaceae
Source: the annotation of a GenBank genome assembly